GAUGAGUCAGAAAUUUACGACAUUUCAAUGAAAAGAGGUUGGCGGCGGGUGAUUUCGUGUCGUACGCCCACUGAUAGCUACUGUCAUGACAGUCAUCCAGCGUGGAGGAAAGGGAAACCAUGGCGUUGUUGCAGAGCGCAUGCAGAAGUCGAUACGAGACAUGGCUAUUCUACAUGAUCACCGGACGACGUGUUAUUCUUGACGAAAGCCAGUCAAAGACAUUCCAUGGAAGAACUCGUCACGUAUGUCGAGAGCCCAGACUCUCUCAACUUGUGAAGAAUCAUUUUGCGACUUUAUCCUUGAUAUUAUCACAUCCACUGGUCUGGUCUCGCCUUUCUCGGUUUGACACAUAUACACUUCUGAUAAGAGAAUUCAAAUGUUUCAGUGCGUUUUGGAGGUCACAGAGGCAGAGGAAGGUGAGGUCCGAGUCUAACGGUGGUGGAACA
Molecule: messenger RNA, 446 nt
Organism: Serpula lacrymans var. lacrymans S7.9
Lineage: Eukaryota; Fungi; Basidiomycota; Agaricomycetes; Boletales; Serpulaceae
Exons: 3
Source: RefSeq, a predicted model, not a curated record